Sparassis crispa is the source of this 1314-nucleotide messenger RNA. RefSeq lists its product as hypothetical. The transcript has 7 exons. The coding region runs from base 1 to 1314 and encodes 437 amino acids. NCBI's taxonomy places the organism in Eukaryota, Fungi, Basidiomycota, Agaricomycetes, Polyporales, Sparassidaceae. The record is from RefSeq and is a predicted model, not a curated record.
AUGAGAUAUGAGUAUCUCGAGCAAGUGAUGGAGUGGUCCGAGAGAAUCUGUCAAGAGAUGAGCAUGAAGACGGCACUGAAGGACGUGCAGAGCCGCACCUUCACCAGCAAACAUUUACUGUUCAGGGCAUUUGCGGCCACGGGUUGGACACUUUGGUCAAGGAACUUUGAGACAGCUGCAUUGAAGCGCAAGCAUUAUAUUCCCAAUGCACAAGGUCCGUGGGGCGCCAAACCAUUCUUCAAGUUGGAACUUGUCGACCGAAAGGGCUGGCAGAGGAAGAAUCAGAAAGACAGAAAUGGGGCGGUAGAGCAUGAUCUUGAGGGAAACACAUACCACAUCUAUGACCAGCCAUCACUUCCAUCUGCAAACGUCUACCACUACCUCCCGGUAUGGAUUGAAUAUCUCGAGAUGGCACACUAUGGAAGGCCUCUAACGGAUGAAGACUAUCUGUUCCCGAUGAUCGGGGCAAAUGGCAUUAUCCAGCCCCAUCUUCCCAUCUCGCAUAAUGUGGUUCAGCUGUGGCUCGGUGAGUUCACGAAGGAGGCUGGCAUCACCGAGCUCUACCGAUUCAUGUUUGCUCCACCGAGCGACAGAUGGACCUUGGCGAGGGUGCGAUGGGGUGGCUGGGCAAAGGUUACAUUACCGCAGUGGGACACAUUGAUCAGAUACUUGCUCGAUGAACUUUAUAUGUAUGAAGAGAGCCAUGCUGAUGCACUGCAGCCCCCCUCAGAGCUGGCUGAUUUUGAUAUCCUUGGUGCCGCUGCCUCCAGUGUGUCAGAGAGCAACUUCCGGAAUAGUUUGCUGUCCAUACGAGAAGACCUGACAAGCGUCAUGAGCAAUGUCGUGUCCAACUUCCUCUCACGGCAACAGGCAAACACCCAUCGGUCAUUGUGUAUGCGGGCUCUCACCCUCUGUCACGCAGUGGUAUCUCCCUCCAUGGCAGUGAUGACAUUCAGUGCACGAGGUCCCCAGAUCGAGGCCAGUCCAACAUCAUCUUAUAUGCAAGACCCUGCGAGGUUCAUGCCACCGUUGAUGGCUGCCCCAGCCGCUUCACCACAGCCACAGGCACCUGAGUACUCCAUGCCACCUCACGAUGUCUGUGUCCUCAACGUUCCGAUACCUCGCGCCGGCCAGCACGUCAAAUCAGAGUCUUGGUGCGACAUUGUCGAGCUUUGGGAGACCGGCAUUCCGAAUAGAGGCACUCUCGUGCUGCGGAACUGGCCAAAGGACUGGUUGAUGGGUGAAAACAAGAGCAGGUUUGCCGCGAAAUACCACCAGCGAAGGGUAAUUGCGGAGGAGUACCUGGUCAAGUGA